This is a messenger RNA of Komagataella phaffii GS115, 1023 nucleotides long. RefSeq names its product Protein involved in synthesis of the thiamine precursor hydroxymethylpyrimidine (HMP). The transcript has a single exon. Gene Ontology annotation, biological process: thiamine biosynthetic process. The record is from RefSeq and is a predicted model, not a curated record. NCBI's taxonomy places the organism in Eukaryota, Fungi, Ascomycota, Pichiomycetes, Pichiales, Pichiaceae. Bases 1 to 1023 code for a protein of 340 amino acids.
AUGUCUACUAACAAGAUCACUUUCUGUCUUAACUGGCAAGCUGCCCCAUACCAUGCCCCAAUCUACCUGGCCCAAAAAUUGGGCUACUUCAAGGAUGAGGGUCUUGAUAUUGCUAUCUUGGAACCAGGUAACCCAUCUGAUGUCACUGAACUAAUUGGCUCUGGAAAGGUUGACAUGGGUCUUAAGGCUAUGAUUCAUACUUUGGCUGCCAAGGCUCGUGGUUUCCCCGUUACAUCUGUCGGUUCUCUUUUGGAUGAGCCCUUCACCGGAAUUUUGUAUCUCGAGAGCUCCGGUAUCACUGAUUUCCAAUCCCUCAAGGGAAAGAGAAUUGGUUACGUUGGUGAAUUCGGAAAAAUUCAAUUAGAUGAGCUGACCAAGCAUUAUGGAAUGACUCCUGAUGACUACACUGCUGUUAGAAGCGGGAUGAACGUUGCUAGAGAGAUAAUCAACGGUAACAUUGAUGCUGGUAUUGGUAUUGAAUGUGUUCAGCAAGUUGAGUUGGAGGAGUAUCUGAGAUCCCAAGGAAAGGACGUUGAUGGGGCUAAAAUGCUCAGAAUUGACAAGCUGGCCGAGCUAGGAUGCUGCUGUUUCUGUACCGUCUUGUACAUUGUCAACGACAAGUUCUUGGCUGCUAACCCAGAUAAGGUCAGAAAGUUUAUGAGUGCUGUUAAGAGAGCUACUGACUAUGUUAUUCAAAAGCCAGCUGAGGCAUACGCUGAUUUCAUUGAGAUUAAGCCACUUAUGGGAACUCCUCUGAACUACAAGAUUUUCCAAAGAAGUUAUGCCUACUUUUCUGAGUCUCUUUACAACGUCCACAGAGACUGGAACAAGGUCAAUGCCUACGGUAAGAGAUUGAUGGUUUUGCCAGAAGACUUUAAGGCCAAUUAUACCAACGAGUACCUAUCUUGGCCAGAACCCAAGGAAGUCUCGGAUCCACUGGAGGCUCAAAGAAGAAUGAACAUCCACCAAGAACAAUGCAAGUGUAAUCCAUCUUUCAAAAGACUGGCUCUCACUGGUCUUUAG